UGUUUGCCUUGUAAAUUAGCAAAAACGAAACGCUUGACGCAAAUCGUGCCCGUCUCUGUGACAGUGUAGGUAAAAUUUGACAUUUUCUUUCUGUCAAAAGUUUGUCUUAAACAUGGCUCGCGGCCCCAAAAAGCACUUGAAGCGUCUGAACGCGCCCAAGGCAUGGAUGUUGGACAAGCUUGGAGGCGUGUACGCGCCGCGGCCGAGCACGGGCCCGCACCGGCUGCGCGAGUGCCUGCCGCUCGUGGUGUUCCUGCGCAACAGGCUGAAGUACGCGCUGACCGGCGACGAGGCGCUGCGCAUCGUCAAGCAGCGGCUCGUGCGCGUGGACCACCGCGUCCGCACCGACCCCACCUACCCCGCCGGAUUCAUGGAUGUGGUAUCGAUUGAGAAGACCAAUGAACUGUUCCGUUUGAUCUAUGACGUGAAGGGACGCUUCACCAUCCACCGCAUCACUCCCGAGGAGGCCAAGUACAAGCUGUGCAAGGUCCGCCGCGUGGCCACGGGCCCUAAGGCGGUGCCGAUGCUGAUCACGCACGACGGUCGCACGCUGCGCUACCCCGACCCGCUCAUCAAGGUGAACGACUCCGUGCAGCUCGACAUCGCGACCGGCAAGAUCAUGGACUUCAUCAAGUUCGAGUCCGGAAACCUGUGCAUGAUCACUGGCGGAAGAAAUUUGGGUCGUGUGGGCACCAUCGUGUCCCGUGAGAGACACCCCGGCUCCUUCGACAUCGUGCACGUCAAGGACUCCACCGGACACACCUUCGCCACUAGGCUGAACAACGUGUUCAUCAUCGGCAAGGGCACGAAGGCGUACAUCUCCCUCCCGCGCGCGCGCGGCGUGCGGCUCACCAUCGCCGAGGAGCGAGACAAGCGCAUCGCCGCCAAGCAGCAGGCCAGCUAGGUUAAGCCUACAAUCUAAAUAAAAACAUAAAAACCGA
Cydia fagiglandana is the source of this 941-nucleotide messenger RNA. It is a transcript of the gene RpS4, whose product is annotated as small ribosomal subunit protein eS4. The record is from RefSeq and is a predicted model, not a curated record. NCBI's taxonomy places the organism in Eukaryota, Metazoa, Arthropoda, Insecta, Lepidoptera, Tortricidae. Bases 113 to 904 code for a protein of 263 amino acids. The transcript has 6 exons. Gene Ontology annotation, cellular component: ribosome; cytosolic small ribosomal subunit. Gene Ontology annotation, biological process: translation. Gene Ontology annotation, molecular function: structural constituent of ribosome; RNA binding.